Impatiens glandulifera is the source of this 1243-nucleotide messenger RNA. RefSeq lists its product as uncharacterized. NCBI's taxonomy places the organism in Eukaryota, Viridiplantae, Streptophyta, Magnoliopsida, Ericales, Balsaminaceae. The record is from RefSeq and is a predicted model, not a curated record. The transcript is spliced from 2 exons. Bases 2 to 1168 code for a protein of 388 amino acids.
UAUGGAAUCAUCACUUUCAAUAGGCCGAUUGAUUUCUGCAACACGCAGUAACUUCUUCGUCGAUUAUAGAUUAUUAUCUGUUCGUGUAAAGAGAAUCGAAAUUCCACAUAAUCAUUUUAUGAUUUCAGCCAAAAGACUUGCUUCCCAAGAUUUUAGUGACUAUGCCAAACCAUUACAACUUUUGCCAGUUACAAAACCUGAAACCUGUAGUAUAGACACUUUCACGAAUGAGGAGAACUUGACAGCAUCAAUCCGAUCUGAUUGUUGUUUAUAUAAAGUCCGAUUAAGUACAAGUAAGUUGUAUGGAUCAGAUCUUAGUGACUUGAAUGCAGGGAUUCUUCUUUGUCUCAUGAACGGAAAUGGAGAUGCAAUUUUACAAAGGUUUUCAGCUGGUUGUUCUUCACUUGUUUCUGAUGAUAUAUUGCAUUUCAGAAGAGGUUCUGUUGAUGACUUUACUUUCAAUGGACCUAUACUUGGAAACAUUGAAGCUGUAUGGUUAAGCGUUGAAUCGGGUCAGUGGAGGCUGGCAGGUUUGAAUGUAACCGUCGUCAGGUUGCUGGAAGAGGAAGAACGAUGUUAUACUUGUUUAGAAUAUGGAUUUGACUUGGAAGAUGAUAUCUUGCUUGGAGAAGGUAUACAAAGUUCUUCCAUGGUGGAACUUAGACCUAGCGCGGUUUCAGAAUUCACCAGUAAUGAUUUCACUCGUUUGUGUGUUGGACUUGAAUAUGAAUAUGCUAGUUUAGGAAUAUCAAAUGAAGAAAGCAUGAAAGAGUACUCUGAUCUGAAGUCCACUUUGUUGCUUUACAAUACUUUACUUGUUCUUUUCGGUUCAACAAUUUCGUUUAUAGUUGUCGGUGAAGAUGUUGGAUUAGCUUUCUUAACGGGUGGGAUUGGGGGAUUUAUCUAUCUGUUAUUUCUACAGAGAUCUGUUGAUGGGUUAGGCAACAACAAUAGCAAUGAUCAGGAGUUUAAAGUAACCUUAUCUGGUUUGAUUUUAUUAUUAUUAUCAGUUGCUUUUGUGACGGCAAAAUAUGGUGCGAGUACAAAUACUGCAAUGUUGACAGCGAAAGAAGUCGUGUUUGGGAUGAUGGGCUUUCUUGCUUGUAAAAUUGCAGCUGUGUUGGCUGCUUUUAGACCGUUUCUAACCGAGUUCAAAAGGAAAAACUGACAUUGUACAUACACAAAAUCUAAUGGCAAUAUGUAUAUUGUUCCUGUUAAAUGAAACUUGUAAACUUCCUAUUGG